CGGAACUACUGCUUUCACUGUAAUGGCAAAUAUCAACCUGGUCGCUUAGUUGCUUGCGUAUUAAGGGAAAAGGCGUUGCAGACAAAAACUGUCUAAUUCUUCGAGAGGCAGAAGAGCGCAGGGCGGGACUUUGAAAGCAAUCUAGGAACUAUCUUUUGGCUCUAGGAUGUCUAAAGAAAAGCAGGCAGUGGACCGUGCCAGGAAGGCAUUCCUCACAGGACGUACAAAACCACUGGAGUACCGCAUUCGACAGCUCAAAGCUCUCCAGCGCUUCAUAAAUGAGAGGCAGAAGGAAAUUGCAGAUGCACUUAAAAAGGACCUCAGCAAGAGUGAGGCUGGUACACCUUUAUAUGAGACCUUGGGACUGGAAAGUGAGAUCAACCUAGCAGUGAAAAAACUGGCUGAGUGGGCCGCCCCCCGGCCUGUGACCAAGAACCUGCUGACGCUGUCUGAUCAGGUUUACAUCCAGCCAGAACCCCUGGGUGUGGUGCUGAUCAUUGGAGCCUGGAACUACCCAUGGGCUGUCACUAUCCAGCCCCUCAUUGGGGCCAUCGCAGCAGGGAAUGCUGCCGUAAUAAAACCAUCAGAGGUCAGUGCCAACACUGCCAAAGUUAUGGAAGAGCUGCUGCACCUCUACAUUGACAAGGAGAUGUAUCCAGUGGUCACGGGUGGGGUACCAGAGACACAGGAGUUGCUAAGGCAACGCUUCGAUCACAUCUUCUACACGGGGAACAGCACUGUGGGUAAAGUGAUCAUGGAGGCAGCAGCCAAAAACCUGACACCCGUGACGCUGGAGCUGGGCGGCAAGAGCCCCUGUUACAUCGACAAAAACUGUGACCUCACCGUCGCCUGUCGUCGUAUCGCGUGGGGAAAGUACACUAACUGCGGCCAGACUUGCAUUGCGCCCGACUACAUUCUCUGUGACCCCAGCAUCCAGGACAGAGUGAUUGAGGAGAUCAAAAAAAGUGUAAAGGAGUUCUACACAGAGGACCCAAAGACUUGCCCAGACUAUGGUCGCAUCAUCAAUCAGCGCCACUUUAAGAGAGUGAUGGCAUUGUUAGAAGGCAGCAAGGUGGCUAUGGGAGGAGAAAAUGACGAAUCCCAGUGCUACAUUGCUCCCACGGUCCUGAGGGACGUAAAUCCCGACGCCAAGGUUAUGCAGGAGGAGAUCUUUGGGCCCCUGCUGCCCAUCCUGACUGUCGACAGUGUCGACGAGGCCAUCGAGUUCGUCAACCAGAGAGAGAAACCGCUCGCCCUCUACAUCUUCUCCACUGACAGCAAGCUGAUCAAGAAAAUGAUUGAUGAGACGUCCAGUGGAGGAGUGCUGGCCAAUGACUGCUUGGUCCAUUUCUCCGUCAGCUCUCUCCCGUUCGGCGGCGUGGGUAACAGCGGCAUGGGCUGCUAUCACGGCAGGCACAGCUUCGACCAGCUGAGUCACCUGCGUGGCUGUCUGAUAAAACAACUGAAGAUGGAGGGGAUGAAUAGCAUGCGUUACCCGCCUCACACGGCAAAGAAGCUGGAUUGGGCCCGUUUCUUCCUCCUCAAAGAAGUAGACCUCGCUCGACUGUGGCGCAUGGCGCUCUUCACCGUCUUCACUGUUAUCACAGCUGUGGUCCUACAGAGGUAUCUACUGUAAGACUGCAGAAUCACAGGGAGUAGGCCUCUCUGUUUGGAGGUAAAGGACCAGACAGCCCAGGGACCUGCUCACUUAGAAACUAAUGCCCCUGCUUAUGUGCAGCUUUAGUCUGUUCUCCAGUCAAGCCUUAAAUGUGACAGCAAGAGCCUUAAUACAGAUGGACUGAUACUGGCCCAAAUGAAGAGACACAUACCUGGUUAACUGAAGGAAUGCUGAUCAUUAAAGUAGCUAAUUACAGAAAUAGAUUUGAAUCCUACUCAUGGCACUUUAACUAGUGUUUUGCUUGCUAACACUUCCAUUCUGGCUCAUGUCUUUUUGAAGUACCUUGUCAAUUCAUUUUAUAUAGACGAUUUUUGUGGUGUCAUUACAUUGUGUAAUCAUAUUACAUAUCAUGUAUAAUCAUAUUAUUUCCUAACGCUGUACUCUACCGUAUACUAAUAAGUCUAUUUAAGAUUUAACAUGAACUGAAGUAUGUUUCCAGACAUUUCAAAUCCUUGUUUUGAAGGACACUUCCGAUUUAAAGCCAGCUGUUUUUCUUGUACGCUGUGUUUUUUUCUGAACUUAUGAACAGGAAGUGAUUCAACCCUGUUAGGUUUAAAUGAAGGUAUACUUAAGAUCAUUGUAGCAAUGCCGUUAUGUCAUUUUACUUUGAUAUUCACUGUUUCUGAUAAAGGACCUCUGUGUAGUGUUAGAAAAUGAUGUCAGGUUUGAUGUGGACUGUAACUCAAAUCUGACAUUCAACAUUCACAUUAUAUACAGCUAUAUCAUUGUCACAGGAAAGAUGGUACUAAGUUUCUGGAGAAUAUUAAGGUUAUGUAUUGUCCCUCCAUUUCAUUGUUUUAACUUUUUUUAAGUUUAAUUUUACCACAUAAUGAAUAAUUGAAAGAUUAAGAUCAUUUGUAUCUGAAGAAUAAAUAGUUACUUCCUUGUG
Molecule: messenger RNA, 2567 nt
Organism: Chanos chanos (milkfish)
Lineage: Eukaryota; Metazoa; Chordata; Actinopteri; Gonorynchiformes; Chanidae
Gene: aldh3a2b
Product: aldehyde dehydrogenase 3 family, member A2b
Exons: 11
Coding region: 167-1636 (489 amino acids)
Biological process (GO): aldehyde metabolic process
Cellular component (GO): cytoplasm
Molecular function (GO): aldehyde dehydrogenase (NAD+) activity; 3-chloroallyl aldehyde dehydrogenase activity
Source: RefSeq, a predicted model, not a curated record